GACGAUUCUGCUCUAAUGUUGCCUAUGGCCACAGCUUCAUGUAUUAGUUCAGCGUGAGAUGAGUUUUCUUCUGUCAAAUACUUCAUUUUGAAUCAACAUCGGGUGUAAGCGAGAUAGAGCAAGGGGAUGUCUUUUUUGGACAGUAGCUGGGGAUGAAAAAUUAUUCCGACUAAUCAGGAGCGUUUGCGAAAAGUUACUGCAGACAGUGAUAAGCUCCGGCGUAAAAGAGACGUAUUGAGACGUUGUGUACUUCAUCACGCAUUCCAGCUGAGAAACGUAAGCGCGUCUUGUACAUUGUGGAGGAACCUACGCGCGACGCGAAUGAGAUCAACUGUUAAAGCCGCAACUUGAGAAUUGUGGUUAAAACACCAAUAAACCCAUUAACCUAUCAUCCUUUGCCCUGUAACAAGGCGAAAGUUCAUAGUACAAGUAGAAAAGCAUCGUAAAGCGUCAAUUUGGUAGGUAACAGGAUGAAAAAUGCUACCGUACCACCUGCAGUCGUGUCUUCCACCACUACUUCCGGAUCGUCGCGCGGCAUCAGCAAUAAACGCCAGCAGCAGAUUUACAGUCCAGGUAGUGGGCCGCUACGAAAAACAGAAUCAACCGGUAACAACCGAUCGCAUAAUUCCGACCAAUCAGAGGAUCAACCAAGACCGCGUUGGGCGGUUGAAGGAUCAGAUCCAGUAACAAGUGGUUCAAACCGGGGUGGCUCUUCUAGUGACGUUCAGCAGCCCUUGAUGGACUCAAGUGUAACCGGAACCCGUGCAGCAGGCAGCGUUAAUUGGCGGUUAGAAGGACAAUCAAACCAUGUGAAUCAUAUUGCGGGACGCGACGAAAUGAAUCCGAGGAAUUUUUUACCAAAUAACGUACCGGUUAACAGCCGAGCAGAUCGAAUGCAGCGUGAUUCGCGCAGUGUUGAGCCACGGUUUGUUGGCGGUUCGAAAAAAUCUUCGAUACCCUCCCUUUCGCACUUGGAGAACCUAGCGCCCCGUUUACAAAAGAAAACCCUUCAAGAUCUCGGAUUACCGCAGAACUAUCUAGAGAUAAAGCGUGCUGAAUACCAGCAAGCGAUGUCACAAACCUUACCGAAUCGUAACUGCUCGCGACAAAAUCGAGGCCGGAUCCGCUACUCGGGCGGUGGACCUGGUGGAGGUGCAGGAAAUAGUGCCUGCUACUCAAACGCUCCUUACAAUACGGGACGAUCCAUGGGUGGAGGACGUCAAAUGAACGACGAAUAUUAUCCGCGCCCUCGUAGCCGUUCGUCCGAGGUUGAUACAGUCCCGGAGAGGGGUUAUCCACCGCGAAGAGGAGGUCAGAACAAUAGGGAACGAAACAUGGAAGCGGGAAAUAGCAGCCGCAAUUCAAGUUGUGAUCGAAAAGACCGACCAAGGGGUACACCCACUGGAUACGUUGGUGACGGUAGUAGAGCUGGAAUCCGGUACAGACAAUACUCGACUGAUAGUAACUCAACGAUGCCUGAUAUGCAAAGUAGCGAGGAACUAAACGUUAUGUUUAAUGAUGGUGUUCCGCUGUACAAGUCAACUAAUCAAAAGGAAUCGUUUGACUGGGCAGAUGAUGAUGGUUCGGAAUAUAAUGACCACACGGGUAGACGAUGGCAUGGAAACGUUGAUAUGGAGCUAAUACCACCGCCCUGUAGUAAAUCGGCACCACUCGUGGGCAACUAUCGUAACAGACAAAGGAAUCGAAGGGAUAAACUCAAACGUUCAUCCGAUUCUCGAUCAAGAAACGAUUAUUAUGAUGAAUUUAAGGCGCCAUAUCAACCGCAACGCAAUUCUAACCGUAGUCGGCGAAAUUCUCAAUCAUCCAACGUAAGCCGUGAGAAUAGCUCGGAGAGACCCUAUUCGCGUGGCCAUUCGAAUCGACGUGGCCAUUAUCGGGACGCAAGUAGCGAUCGAAACUAUGAAGCGGGUGGACGCUUUCGAAGACAUUCGCGCGAUCGAUACAUAAACCGUAGCCGGGACAAUAGCUUGAAGCGGGAUGCCGGUGAUAGACCGCACGAUGAAGAUUACAGCGACAACUGGCGAGGUGCAAAUUUCAAUAAUGGUGCGGGACCGUUGGUACACAAAACCGAUCAGGCGAUCGCCGAGAUGACGAAGCAAUUUGAAAGCUCAAUCGGGAUUCAGAAAGCUCCUGGUGUGUUGGUUAUACCGACGCGACUGUCGCGCAAUAGUGUAGAAACGGUGGGACCCGAAGGCAGCGAUCAUGUAGCAACGAAGAUGCUGUUUGAUCCAAAAAAUCCAUCCCAACCGAUUGUUGUGACACGAACGCUUUCGAGGGGACAUCCGCGCGAAAGUUUUCGACGUGAUGAGGCAAGAGACUUAGCGAGCUAUAAUCUUAAAAUAUCGGGCGGCCCGGCCUGGUACAAUCCGGAUGCACAGCAAGCGAAAUUGCUGCGACAAAAAGAUUUGGUCUACCAGGUAGUACAGGCGGACGCGCAGCUUCAAGAGCUGAACGAGCGAAGCAACCUGUUCACCGAAUGGGACGAAUAUGUUGCGAUUCGGCACCGGUUGCAGCAGCUGCUGGAAACGUUCUUGGUAAAGGAAAUGCGUUUCGCGCAGGACGUAAAUUUGGAGCACCAUUUCUGGAAGCUGCUGUUUUACGGCAUAAUCGAGCAGUUGCGAAAGAUGCUUAGCGAGACACAGGAUGAGCAAAGGAAGCGUUAUUUGCAGGAUCGAGCACUGGAAGUAGUGGAGAGUGGAUCUAACUACUUCGAGCAGCUGCUAGCAUUGCUUGAAAGAGAGUAUCGAUUCAAUCUAGACCAAUUUAUCGGUGCGAAUGCUGCAUCCAGCGUGAAAGGUCUGCGCUACGGGCUGGCACUUGUAUCCUCCCAGAAGAUAUUCCUCUUUCUGGGUGAUCUUGCAAGGUACCGCGAGCAGAUCACCGAAAGCCACAACUACCGUAAAGCCAAGCAGUGGUACGUAAAAGCACAACAAAUCUUGCCAAAGAAUGGACGGCCGUACAAUCAGCUUGCUCUACUAUCGGUAUAUGCGAAACGUAAAAUCGACGCUGUUUAUUUCUACAUGCGUAGUUUGAUGUCUUCAAAUCCUUUCGAAUCUGCACGGGAAAGUCUAAUGGAUUUGUUUAACGAAACAAAAAAGAAGUUCGAGAGCAAUCAGCGCAAACGUGAAGAAAAAUUACAUGCCCGGCGGAAGGUAAAGGAGCAACGAUUUGAUGGUAAUUUGCGGCGCGAAAUUUGGAUUCAUCCGGAGGGUGGUUUGCGUUUGCAUCGAACCGGGCCGAUAUAUCCGAUUGGUGUCAGCAAUUCGUGUGAUACGAGCGACGAAGAGGAAUUGCACAGUCUCAGCUCUAUCGAGCUGAACAAACGAUUUAUUACCAGCUUUUUGCAUGUGCUUGGCAAACUGAUCACAAAGACAGGCAUGGAAUCGUUUACCCAGUGUGCUUAUCAAAUGUUGCGUGAGUUCCGAGCGUUGAUGCAGUAUUCACCGAUUGCUGUUACCAGUUACCGGCUGCUCCAGCUAAUGUCGCUUAACAUGUUUGCCAUCGAGAUGACAAAAUUAAAAGAUUCAUCCACAGCGCAAGUCACUCGCUCAGAGCUGCAAGAGUGUGCACUCUCAUCCGGUUUGCUAAUGUUUGGCAUUUUAUUGGAACGCCUUAUUCGUCUAAUAGAGGAAGCGCUAGAAACGGUUAAAACCCACCCGAAAGGCACGGAAAAUGAUGAAAGCGGUACGGGUGAAAUACCCAAACUUAUCCUGCCCGAAGAUGCCAAAGUAAUACUGCCAGCUAUUAAGGUCUGGUGCGAUUGGAUGAUGUCCAAUACGGAAACUUGGAAUCCACCUCCAUGCUGUGCUGAUUUUAAAAUUGGAAAAUCUACCGCCCAUGAUCCGUGGUCCGAACUGGCAAUAUUGAUGAACAUACUGAAGUGUUUGGAUACGAACCGGAGCAUAUUAUCUGUGGAGCAAAAGGAUGGGUACGAAACGGUGCGACUGCUAGAAGAUAUUACCCUUGCCGGUUUUACGCCACUGAUGUACUACGAACCGGAACCAAUUUUUGUGCAUCCCGAGUGUGACAUGGAGGAGGCACAGAAUGUGCUACGCAUUCAAAAGUUACUUUAUUUUGGUACCGAUCGUAUGUGUAACUGUGAUCCGCCGGUGCUUUGUCGGGAAGCUGUAUUGUACGGGACAGCAGAAAAUGCCGCUCAGUUUUAUAGCGUGGUAGAAAGUCGAAUAGAUGGGCUGGGCGAUAUGGAUAUCUUGUUGGAAAGCUUCAGCGAUGGUGAGACACAACCAACGCCGAAUGAUGAGAACGCUUUGACUGAUGCACCGAAGAAUGCAGAAGGUACCGAAAUGCAGACUAAAGUUGAGGGCUGUACAUCACCUUCUGGCGAUAGUGGCGUACUCAGCUGUAGCAGCAGCACUAGCCCGAGUAGCCUUGAAACGCGCAAGCUGUUGCGGCUGAAGGAUGAGCUCGAGCGCAAGCAACGGAUGCAGGAGAAGCAUAACCAGCGAGUGCAGGACAUUCUUUCGCAGAGUACGAUUGCAGUCACGAUCGAAGUUCGUCCACGGUUUUUAGUGCCGGACACGAACUGUUUCGUCGAUUAUCUGCCGGCCAUUGAAAUGAUUGCAAAGGCGCAUCCACUGUAUCAGCUUAUGAUACCAAUCAUCGUGAUAAACGAACUCGAGGGUCUAUCGAAGGGAAUAAGACAUCAGGCACCGAAACAACAGACGUUGGCCGGUUCAGCUGUUAACGAGCUGCUCGUACCGCCAUCGAAAUCUUUCGCAUUACCCACCGCGCCUGCAAGUGCUGCGGACGCGGGUACACUACCAACCACCAAUAGUGCAUCGAUACCUUACCUGCAACAUGCCGCCAAGGUCGCCGAAUCAUCAAAGAAAGCUUUGCAUUUCAUCAAAUCACGCAAUCCACCUCUCAAAUGCGUUACGACCAAGGGAUCAAUAUUGAAAACGUCCACAUUCACGGUAGAGGAUGAUGUUGGAGACCUCAAGUCUAAUGAUGAUCGAAUACUUGAGACGGCCCUCAAUCUUUGUCGGCAUAAUGUCAAAGACAAGCAGAUUGGAAAUCGCUACCUAACGCUUGACGUCGUACUGUUAACGACCGAUCGAAACCUGCGCGUAAAAGCCAUAUCAAACGACCUGCCCGUGAGAGAAUUGCCAGAUUUUAUCAAGUGGGCUGGACUGAGUGCUUAGCAAAUGGCGUCCCGUUUGGGAAACAGUUGGCUGGUGGCAUUUCGGUAGCUAAAUUCAAACAUGCACAGCACACGCGCUGCAACUCUUACCUAGGAUAAUAUCGUUUUUAACAAACAAACUUAAAAAAAGCGCGUUGAAUGGGUGGUCUCCCAUAGUGAUGGGCUGUGCGUUCGAGUAUAAUCUGGAUUUAAGGACUGAAUGUGUACAGCAACGGAGCAUACAUAAAACGUAUAUAUAGCGGAGUCUGCACAGGACAGGCAUGACCAGUAGGUGCGUUACCGUCAAAAAAACGAACAAGGUAGGUCUGAUACUGAUGAAACGAUUUACCAUAAGGAGAAAAGUAGUAAAAAUCUACACAAACAUUGCUCAGACGCACUUGUGCGUUGCUAUUUGUAUUUUAAUAUCGUCACUACGUCAGAAUAACGUUUUUAAGAGGAAAAUCUGUCAUAUUAGCGGUCUAGUACUACAUCCAAACAGACAUUCGUCUUCACACACACACACCCCGAUACAGUCAUCUGCAUUGUUUUUCGAAUGAUUUAUUUUGGUUAAUUUUACCUGCUCAUGUACAUCGUGUAUUAGAAAUAAUGUAAUACAGCAAUUGAUUUUUAAUUGGAACCCAUUCGUGUCAAUAAUAUCGAAGUUUUGGAACGCUUCUCAGGGUUGUCGAACCUCAAGACGAUUCUCCUAACAUUAAAAUUCUUCACAUGUUUUAAUGCAAACCGUGCCUAACAGCUUAUGGGAUCUCAAAAAAGAAGAUUAAACAUUCAAAAAAUAUGUUUUUCAAUAUUUCAAAUUCAUUAAAAAAUAUAUUAUCAGUUCUAAACCAAAAAAAAACGCAACUGAAAAAAUUUCGACCAAUGAAGAAUAACAUAUCUAGAAAAGUACUUGACGAAAGGGGUUGUGAGAUGAAAUUUUGAACUGACUUGGUCUAGAGAAUUAUAAUUCUAGCGAGUCGUAAAAUACGGGCAGAUAUACAUUUAAUCACGUUGUUUCGCCAAAUAACAGGCAAAAGGUAACUACAAACAUCAGCCAGUAGUGUCAAACUGAAGAGAAGAACGAAAAAAAACUGUUAGUGUGUACAUACUUUAAUAUGUCCAAUGAGUUUACUGUUAAGGUGCUGUAAACAUGUUAAGUUCGUUGCCCUUUUUAACCAAGUUAAGUUUAUCGGAAGUGCUAUUAUGUAACUAGGUCGCGUCUUGAGUUUCACUAUAUUGCAAUGAAUAUUCACUAUUCAUAAAAUAGACAUUUUACAAGUAAUUGUUGCUCGUUACGCAGUUGUCAUAAACAGAGAUAAGCUAUGGGGGAAAAAAAGUAUAAGAAUACUCACAUUCUCGCUGCGUGAAACAUAAGGAGAACAUUGGAGUCACACUAAAACAUUUUCUUUUAAAUAUUUUUUUUUUAUUUGUCAUUUUUAAUUUUCAGUUCUGUCUAUUUUUAUUUUGGUUUGUAAUCUUUUUAAAGUUAUAGUGUUUGAAAACAGCACUCCAACACUUGCAUAAUUCAGAAUGAAGACAGUGCAUUCUAUGCUUACUUUAGUCCGGAGGUGUAAUACAUGUUAAAUCAGGCGUACGUAACAAAAGGCGAAUGUUUAAUGAUCAAACAAUUCAAAUAAUUGUUUAAAGACAUAUUCACUGUUUUUAUUUUCUAUCUUUUCGUCAUCUGUUUUUCGUUACUCAAUUCGCACUCACGACUGAUGAUGAUACAAGCGAGCUUCUAGGCAAAAUGCUCUGCUUGGAAUUAACGUGAAACAAUUACAAAAGGCUUUUUUUAAAUUAAAUAAAUACAUUAUAAUUUUAAAACAAAUCAA
This is a messenger RNA of Anopheles funestus (African malaria mosquito), 6990 nucleotides long. RefSeq names its product telomerase-binding protein EST1A (gene Smg6). Gene Ontology annotation, molecular function: telomerase RNA binding; protein binding; telomeric repeat DNA binding. The transcript has 19 exons. Lineage: Eukaryota; Metazoa; Arthropoda; Insecta; Diptera; Culicidae. The record is from RefSeq and is a predicted model, not a curated record. Bases 471 to 5183 code for a protein of 1570 amino acids. Gene Ontology annotation, cellular component: telomerase holoenzyme complex. Gene Ontology annotation, biological process: nuclear-transcribed mRNA catabolic process, nonsense-mediated decay.